AUGCUGGUCGCGCGUGAAAAGAGGCGAUCGGUGGCCGCUGAGAACGAGAACAACCAGCGGGUGAGCAGCCGCCUGGGCAAGCUGUGGCGUUCUCUCAGCGUCGCCGACAAGGAGCCUCGCCAGCGCAAGGCGGCCGCAGCUGCCGCCGUCCACAGAAGGAAGCAUCCGGGAUACGUGUACAAUCCGCGUGAGGCCCAGCGGUGCAAGAGGCAGGCGCGCAGGACCGAGGCGGUUGCCAGCAAGCUCAAGAAUGGCACUUCCAGGGACGAGCAGCAGCAGCCGAGCAUUUCCACGGCCGUGGCCCAGGGUCGAUGCACGCCGGAGUACCAGCAGCAGCAACAUCCGCCGCCGCCGCUGCAAAGCAACGAACAAUGUGCAACCAGCGCGGCCCGGGGUAACGCUACGGGCGCUGGUCAGGGAAUGCCGCUUGGCCGUAAGCCACUGUCGCGGCGUCGGCUCGCUCGGCUCGCUCGGCUGCGCGGCCCUACAACGUGCUCCGGUUCCCAGUUCCCCUGCCACCACCAAAGCGUGCGCCGAACAGAGAACACGCCAUGCCCAACACUCACUCAACGGCAGCUCGCUCAUUCCAAGCAGCCUGAAACACCGAAUGUCCUAACAGUGCUUGAUAAUCAACUAUACCCUACGGUCCUGGACGACGACGACGACUCGUUCGACCAGGGCGGAAUCAGGGAGACCCAAGGCUUUGCAGACGGCACCCCAGGCCAAGAAGAAGAAGCAGAAGAAGAAGAAGCUCGUCGUUCCACCCGGACAGAUCCUCGGACGGCUACAACUUUGGACACCCUGGGCUCUGCCAACGACGACCCCGGUAAAAGUCGGACGUCACCGUCGGCUUCGCUUCGGCAGACGACCAACCGCGCGCGCCUGCGAAGCAUUGCGCGCCUCCUGUCGCGGCCGGCAGCAGAAGCGGCGACGGCGGUGCCUGACGUGGCCUCCGAUCCCGGCGUGGGGGUUGCAUCGUCGAGUUGCGAGGUCCAGCACAGUUACCAGCUGCGGUCGCGCAUUCCGCGGCCUCCAAACGCCUCGAUGCUGGUCGCACACGGAAAGAGGCGAUCGGUGGCCGCUGAGAACCCGAACGAGAACAACCAGCGCGUGAGCAGCCGCUCGGGCAAGCUGUGGCGUUCUCUCAGCGUCGCCGACAAGGAGCCUCGCCAGCGCAAGGCCGUCAACAAAAAGAAGUAUCCGGGAUACGUGUACAGUCCCCGUGAGACGCACCAGUGCAAGAGGCAGGCGCGCAGGACCAAGGAGAUUGCCAAAAAGCUCGUGAAUGGCACUUCCGGGGACGAGCAGCAGCAUCCGAGCAUUUCCGUGGCCGUGGCCCAGGGUCGAGGCACACCGCAGUUCCAGCACCAAUAUCAGCCGCCGCCGCUGCCGCCGCAAAGAAAAGAACAACGGGCAACCAGCGCUGCCCUUGGCAACGAUUCGGUCGCUGCUCAGGGAAUGCUGCUCCCUAGGCCGUCGGCCACUGUCCCGGCCACGGCGUCGGCUCGCUCGGCUGCGCGACCCUACAACGUCCACCGGUUCCCCGGUCCUCUGCCACCAUCAGUGCGAGAAACCAACAGAGAAAACGCCGUGUCCACCGCUCUGUUAACGGCAUCUCGCGCAUUCAAAGAGCCUGAAACGCCGAAUGCCCUAACAAUGCUUGAUAAUAAGCUAUACCCUACGGUCCUGGACGACGAAGACGACUCGUCUGCGGGCACGUCGCCGUUCGACCAGGGCGGAAUCCGGGAGACCCAAGGCUCUGCAGACGGCGCCCCAGGCAAAGGUCAGCCAUCGUCGUCGGCUGCUGGCUGCACCGCAGUAUAGCACCGCAAGCACGCGCCAGCCAGGGGUUCGGGGUCAGCUGCUAAGGAUCGGCAAUCAGCUGCAGAACACUGUGCCGUCCUCAUCCGCACGGUCGCGAUUAGUGCGAGGAUGCCGGAUUGCACCAAAAGUUUAUAAGUUCUUUUUAUUAUGUAAAAG
This is a messenger RNA of Dermacentor andersoni, 1980 nucleotides long. The record is from RefSeq and is a predicted model, not a curated record. NCBI's taxonomy places the organism in Eukaryota, Metazoa, Arthropoda, Arachnida, Ixodida, Ixodidae.